AUGGACAGAAAGAAAGCAUUUGAGAUUUUGGGAUUAACAGAAACUGCUUCUGAAAAAGAAAUCUAUGAUAAAUAUCGCCAGUUAGCUAAAAAAUUGCACCCAGAUAAAAAUAAAGGUUCUUCUGAUGCUACCAAAAAGUUUCAAGAGUUGAGCGAAGCUUAUGAGUAUUUAUCAUCACCAAAGGUGCCAGAGGAACCAGAUUUGUUUUCAUGUUAUAUGUGUCCCCCAAAAACAAUGUUUUGUUCCGAAAAAUGUCUUAAAGAAUAUCAAAAACUGCAAAACGGAGGAUACCUUCAUAAAACUUGCAAAGGUUGUGGUGGUUUCCAUGACAAUGGCACCCAAAUAAAAUGUAAGAUAAUAUUAGAAGUUUUUGAUGAAUUAAAAUAUACAGAGGGCAUGCUUGAAGACUUUAAGCAAUUAGUUAAUAGAUUGUUAAAAGAGGCUAGAAAAGCAUGCGAAGAAAAGAAAAACCAAAUUCAGCAAGAAAGAAAGCAAUGUGCCGAGAAAUUAAAAAGUUUGCAAGAGAAGUUUAUAAAAGAAAAUUAUGAUAUUCCCGAUGAUGACGAACUGAAUGAACUAAUCAGCGAAACUAAAAAAGAGGAAAAUUGGAAUAAUUUCCCAAACUUAAAAAAUCUUCUUACCCAAAUUAAAUCUUUACAAACUUCUGAUUCUUAUAAUGAGCAUAAGGCAGAAAUCCGUGCUAUUGAAGCAAGAUUAAAAGAAUUAAAUCCGGAGAAUUUCAAAAAUUCAAUUGAGAAAGAGUUAGAGGAAAAAUUAAAAAGCAAUGGGUUGAGCAAAAAAGACCUUAGUCCGGAAAAUCAAGAAAAAUUCCAAGUGGCAGUAGCAAGUAACGAUAUAGAAAAAAAGCAAGAAAUUGAAGAAAUCAUUAUUGAAGUAGGAGUUAAAAAAGAAUUAAAUGAAACAGUAACUUGUAUUAAAAAAGCAAUCACCGGUCAAAGUAAUUUAACUAGAACUCAGAAAGAAGAAUUACUUAAUAAAUUAGAAAAAUUUAUUUUUGGGAAUGCUUACCAAAAGAAAAUUUAUCAACAACAAAAGAGAAAAAUAGACAAUUUAAUAAUCGAACUACGAAAAGAAAUAACAAAUGAACAAGAAAAGUCAGAAUUUGCUUGA
Messenger RNA from Funneliformis geosporum, 1131 nucleotides. NCBI's taxonomy places the organism in Eukaryota, Fungi, Glomeromycota, Glomeromycetes, Glomerales, Glomeraceae. The record is from the annotation of a GenBank genome assembly.